CAUCAAAUGAUACUCUCCUCUGUUAGACCAGAACUGAGCUACCAACUUCCCCGUAGCAAUGUCUUCUUCCAUAGCCAAAGUCAACACCUCCUUCAUCGCAAUCCUCAUCCUCCUCACCUCUCCUCUCUCCUCCUCAUCUCUCCCACACGAACCAGGCCCAUUACCGACCACAUGGCCCCACCAAUUCCACUCAAUUCUGGUGAUGAACUACACCGGAACCCUCCAGAUAAUCGACCUCUGGUACGACUGGCCCAACGGUCGAAACUUCAACAUCGUACAGGACCAGCUGGGUUCAAUCCUCUACGACCUCGAAUGGAACAACGGCACCUCCUUCUUCUACAGCUUAGACUCUUCCAAAAGCUGCAGCAGCGUUCAACUUGAAGUAGGUAUUCUCCGCCCAAAUUGGCUCGACGGAGCUGAGUAUCUGGGUCAGCGCCACGUGGAUGGGUUCCUCUGCAACGUUUGGACCAAGGUCGAUUUUCUUCAGUAUUAUGAGGACGUUGUCACCAAGAGGCCUGUUCUUUGGGUCUUUUACACAGGGAGGGAGGCACAUGUGAUGACAUUUGAGGUCGGAGCUGUGCUUGAAGAUGCAAAGUGGCAAGCUCCUGUCUACUGUUUUGAUAAGAAAGCUGAAAGUGAUAACAAGGGAGCAGGGUUUUCUAUCACUGGUGCUUCUAUGGCCGGGUUGAUAAGAAGUCCGUUCAUGGGGAUUUAGUGAUCUUCAUUUUCUAUUCAUGUGAUCUAAUGGUACUCUAAUAUUAAUUAAUUAUUGUAUAGAUUUUUAUCCUAAACUUGUUGAGAAUA
Rosa rugosa (rugosa rose) is the source of this 804-nucleotide messenger RNA. RefSeq lists its product as uncharacterized. The transcript is spliced from 2 exons. The record is from RefSeq and is a predicted model, not a curated record. Lineage: Eukaryota; Viridiplantae; Streptophyta; Magnoliopsida; Rosales; Rosaceae. The coding region runs from base 59 to 715 and encodes 218 amino acids.